Molecule: messenger RNA, 2165 nt
Organism: Nicotiana tabacum (common tobacco)
Lineage: Eukaryota; Viridiplantae; Streptophyta; Magnoliopsida; Solanales; Solanaceae
Source: RefSeq, a predicted model, not a curated record
GCAUUUCUACUUUUGCUGAUUUAACCAUAACUUAGUGUUCUGCGUUUAUCACUAAUAUCGUAAAUAUUAUUUUUACAGGGUUUAUUCCCAACGGGAUAUUCAUGAGACACAUUACUGCUUAAUUGAUAUGUCUAUCUGGUUACUAGUAUAGUUGAAGUGACUAACUGGUGCCAAAAUUAAAGAACUAUCUAAGAAUUUAGCCUUUUAAUAACUAUCGAGUCAAGACUUGGUUGGUUGGUGGAGAAAAAAUCAAGACUUCAUUGGCAAUCGACAAGAAAAUUACUUUUCUCCAACUGCUUCAUUGGCACUUUGUCAAAGCUAUUUAUCUACAUCAGUCAUGUUCGAGGAAAUUUAAGUUCCAACUUUUGUCGUAAUUUUAGUCUUGUUUGGAUCCCAUUAGCAGGAGCAUACUCAGAAAUGUUUGUAAACGAUAUCAAAAUUUACAAAAGAACCGGAGUAAUAACUUUAAUUAUCAUACUUCUAAACAAGAAAUAACUUUAGUAUAUUAAUUUUGUUGAGUUUUAAGUUAGAAAAAUUCAUGGAUUAAAUGCUAAUUCAUCACAAUUUUUAACUGCAUAAAUUCUCUCAAAAAUUUGCAAAAAUGAUGUGUUAGUUAAGAUUUGGACCUCUGACAUCUUAAAGUAAAAUCAAGCACGUAACCAAUACACCAACAAAUAAUUUAUGUUAAAUGGUGUCAUUUUUUCCUAUUUAUCUGCUUUCUCAUAGUAUUAAUAUAUAUUUAGUAAAAAAAUUCCACAAGACACCGCACCGAUAAAGAUACAUCCACCCCUGCCUACUAGCCUCAAACCGAUGUUCUUGAAAAGCUUUUCCUUAUAAUAAUUAAACUUCUUCCACUAGAUGAGUCAUUCCACGUUGAUAGAUAAAGUUGGACUAUUACAAACAAAUGAAAGCGAAAUUUCUUGGAAUAACCAUAAAAUAAAAAAAAUAAAAAUAAAAAAUAAAAAAAUUGACUAUGCAAGACCUAAAACUCUUUUUAAACGAAUUAUGAAGCUAAAGUAACUCCACCAAUUUAUGAAAAAGAAAAAAAAAUGAAUUAUAGAGAGAUGUCUAUAGACACAAUCAUGGAAGAUGGAGAUUCCUUUGUUUCUAAUACAGAUGCAAUCAUCUGUGCCGCUUCUGAUAUUUCAGGUUGGACUCAGAGCUUGAUCUCAGAUCCCAACAUUCCGAAUUCGUCAAACUCGACGAGUGUAGACGACCACCACCACCAGCUGAUUUCGACAGCUGCUGGCGGUGGUACUAAUGAUUUGAUGAUUAUAUCAUCAAGUGCAUCUUCCAGAAGGUCCAAGAAUAAUAAUAAGAAAAGUGAUCAAGAGAUCAGAAUAUUUAAUGUUGAUUUUAGAGCAUUUUCUGAGGCUGCUUUAGUAUAUUCACCUUCUUCUUCUUCGUCACCAACUCAACCCCAAAACAAUUUUCAUUCAGAAGACACUGCAUUCAGAAGGUUUACAUCAGAUUUUGGCCCCAAUAAUGUCCCAAUAGCUGCAACAGAUCCUAGUCAAAGCUAGGGGCGGAUCCAGGAUUUAAACUGCCAAACGACCACAAAUGGUAGUUACAAAAUGCCAGUGAGAAGAGACGCGGAAGCCUAAUGAUAUGUUUCAACAAUGAGAUCUUUAAUUUGAUCCCUCAGAACAAGACGCGGAAACGAUCAUGUUAUCUUUUAAAAGCAGUAUCUUACUUCAACCAAAAAAAGAAAUCAUUUAAGAAAUAAGGAAUAAUUGCAGCUGGAAACCAACUUGUUGUAGUUGCCUAAAUAAUUGCAGUGUUGUCUGCUAAACUGUAGGCAAAAGUGCUUACCGGACUAAAUUCAAGGAGUUGGGCUGCAAAAGUUGAGGAGCACACACCAGAAGCUGCUGAUCCUUUUUUGCAUAUGUUUGGAUUCUGUUUUUAUCUUUCAAAAGUUUGCAGUUCUUUUCUAGUUAACAUUAGACUUGUUUAGCAUGUUUUUAGCAGCAUUUUAUUGAACAAUCAGUCACUAACUUCAUGUAUUUAAGAAGCACUAAGAUCCCGCCAUGUACAAGGUCCGGGAAAGGGCCGGACGACAAGAGUCUAUCGUACGCAGUUUUACUUUGCAUUUCUGCAAGAGAUUGUUUUCACGGCUCGAACUCGUGACCUCCAAUCAAUGAAAUGUACCACUUGUCCAAGUCAAA